Molecule: messenger RNA, 1841 nt
Organism: Spodoptera frugiperda (fall armyworm)
Lineage: Eukaryota; Metazoa; Arthropoda; Insecta; Lepidoptera; Noctuidae
Product: dihydrolipoyllysine-residue succinyltransferase component of 2-oxoglutarate dehydrogenase complex, mitochondrial-like
Exons: 10
Coding region: 135-1529 (464 amino acids)
Biological process (GO): tricarboxylic acid cycle
Cellular component (GO): oxoglutarate dehydrogenase complex
Molecular function (GO): dihydrolipoyllysine-residue succinyltransferase activity
Source: RefSeq, a predicted model, not a curated record
CCUGUCAUAAAGAAAGAAAGAAUAGUAUACAUCAAGAAUGACUUUGAAUAUCGUUGAUUUUCUUUUGUAAUAAAAUUUAUUAUUUUCAAAGACCCGGUUUAUUUCAGCAAUUUUAUUUAAUUCAAAAACUAAUAAUGUUUAGAAGAAAGGCAAUUACUAUACGAGUGGUCUUUGGUGGGAGGAAAUACACAUCGGGGACAACCACAAACAGGGCGUACAUAAUAUGCAGGCGAUAUCACCAAACAACCCAGUUGCAGUAUAUGACGUGUCGAAAUCCACACAUACCCCUGACAAUGCAGCUAUCCCGAAGAAUACACAUUUCACCAGUUUUAAGCGGCGAAGAAGUUGUGUCAGCGCCUACAUUCCCUGAUUCCGUCAGCAGUGGAGAUGCGAAGUUGCUCAAGAAGGAAGGUGAUGCCGUCGCAAUGGAUGAAGUGAUUAUGGAAAUUGAAACCGACAAGACGGCCCUGCCUGUCAUGUGCCCUGGACAUGGCGUCCUCAGUAAAUUUUUCGUGAAACAAGGCGAUUCUAUCAAGUCUGGACAAAAACUGUUUUCGGUGAACGUAACAGGCGUGGCUCCGGCUGCAAAGCCAGCUGCAGCUGCGGCAGCACCAAAAGCUGCCCCGGCCGCUGCCCCGGCCGCCGCCCCGGCCGCCGCCCCGGCCGCUGCCCCGGCCGCCGCCCCGGCAGCUGCACCCGUCGUCGCCGCCGCGGCCCCUCGAGCUGCACCAGCCGCCCGUCGUGUUACUUUAGGCACUAAAGGCCCAGCGAAACCUCCAGCUUUAAGAACUUUGAGGGAGGCUGAUCCUACCAAAACAAUAUCGGGCACUCGCACCGAUCAUCCGGUACCUAUGAAUAAAAUGCGGCUCCGCAUCGCAGAGCGGUUGAAAGACGCGCAGAAUACAACCGCUAUGUUGACAACUUUCAAUGAAUGCGAUAUGAGCAAACUAAUGGCGUUCCGGAAAGCAAACUUAAAAGCGUUUACGCAGAAGUAUGGAGUGAAACUGUCGUUCAUGUCACCGUUCAUAAAAGCUGCAGCGAACGCUCUCAUCGACCAGCCAGUCGUCAACGGGGUCAUCAUCAACCAAGAUAUUAUCUAUCGAGACUAUGUGGACGUAUCCGUCGCAGUGGCGACACCUCGUGGACUAGUGGUGCCCAUCAUUCGUAACGUCGAUACUAUGGACUAUCCGCAAAUCGAACUCGCUAUGAAUGAUCUAGCACAGAAAGCUAGGAAUGGUCGACUCACACCUGCUGACAUGCAAGGUGGUACCUUCACGCUGAGCAAUGGUGGAGUAUUUGGAUCCCUCCUCUCUAUGCCCAUAAUCAAUCUACCGCAGUCGGCCAUUCUAGGCAUGCAUGCCAUCGUCCAACGACCAGUCGCAAUAUCCGGCAAGGUUGAAAUCAGGCCAAUGAUGUACCUGGCUCUGACCUACGACCACAGGCUGAUUGAUGGCCGCGAAGCAGUGCUAUUCCUAAGAAAAGUAAAGUCAGGAGUUGAAGACCCAACUUCAAUUCUUGCUGGAAUUUAGUUGUAUACGGACAAGUCUUUAGUUACGGUUACGGUAAGGUUAUAGUCUCGCGCAAAGUAGGUACCUACGAAUUUAUUUAAUAUAGUUCUGAAAUUUUAUUGUAAUUACGUAGUAUGCUUUGAAGUACCUUCAAGGCAUACUACGUAAUUAAAACUGGAUUUUAUGAUUAACAAUAACAUUGUAACCUCGAGGUUCCGUAAAAGGGCUUAUGUAAAGCACGAUGUUUUGGGUACCUAUUGUUCCAACUUUACAUUUUGAGUGGAUCCAAUGACCUUUUAUGACUACAAUGGAAUAAAUGCAAUUAUUACGUAA